Molecule: messenger RNA, 1255 nt
Organism: Drosophila serrata
Lineage: Eukaryota; Metazoa; Arthropoda; Insecta; Diptera; Drosophilidae
Source: RefSeq, a predicted model, not a curated record
UUUUACUCCGAUAGUUUAUGUGGCCAGCAAUUAUUAAAAUCGAUAGGCUCAUGGUUCUACGCGAAUAAUACAUACACAGCUGUACAUCCAAGUCGCUUGCAUUAAUACAUGUCAUAAAAUGCCACGAAAGAGAUCAGAGGACUUUUACAGAUUACACGGAUUCACGGCCAACUACGAACGAGGAAAAUACACGGCGACCUGCAAUGUCUGCGACAGGCAGCUUCAGAACACCGCGCUGAGUCGCCUAUCGCUGCACAGGCAAGUAUGUGAUCAACGGAGGAGUCAAAGCACUGCAGCUGUACCUUUUUACACUACCAAAAUGGAAAAGGAUAUAGACGGCCGCCACCACAUCAAGAUCCAGGAAGUUUCCGGCGAAUAUGAUGACUCCAAUACCGUAGGAAAGGAGAUUAUAGUCAAGAUACAAGAAAUUAUUGAUUCGGGCGACGAUGGAAAUGUUGACAAAACACCUGUCUUAGUAAGAUCGGAAACUCGAAAAAGUGCGAACGAGGGCCAAGAACUUGAACAUCAUAUAGAAUACGAGAUUUCUGAUUUUGUAGACUACAGCAACGAACAACAGCUCGAGGAGUCGACCAACGAAUCUGCAGAGCUCAUGGAAUCCAGGCCUAAAAACAACCUGCUUGCCCUCAAGGCACGAAAGAUGCGUGCGGAGAUCAAGCAAUACCAGAGCAAGACCAAGUUCUUCCGGACGGAAACGGAAAACCUGAAGGUUGAGCGAACCCUAACCUUGCUGAGGAUUCAGAAGCUGCGAUUGGAAAUCGACGCUCUACGUGCCUAAGAUAAGCUCUAGUUUUACUAUCUACGUAUUUAUAGGAAACGUGGAAAUCUAUUUAACGAAGUAUACAUGUUCAUGUUUAGUGAUUAUUAAUACGCUACUGUAAACGUUUACAAGUUGCACAGACAAUAUGUAAUUAUUUUUUAUUUAAAACAAAAGCUAUGGAUAUAGGAAUGGCAGAAAAUGUCGGUACCGAAAAAGAUAUUUUAAUAUAUCAAAAGGAUAUAUAUUAGAUUACAAUCUUUUUGAUUUUGAGCGCUAUAUUUAUCGCUAAUUUUCGGUAUUUAUCACUAAUUGGAUAUCAACUAUAUGGUUAUAUUCAACAGCCCUAACUGUAUCUGGGCAGUGCAACCUUCCAGUUACGACGAAAUCUAUCAUCUAUUGGAUGGUCUCGAUGGCUACUGCAGUAGCCUUAAUAUAUGUAACAACAUUUUAAUUAAACAACUAUGAUCUUUAAAAACA